AUGACAGGAAUGACAGGAAUGUCAGGAAUGGCAGGAAUGGCAGGAAUGGCAGGAAUUGUAGGAAAGACAGGAAAUGCAGGAACGGCAGGAAAGUCAGGAAAUGUAGGAACGGCAGGAAAGGCAGGAAAGGUAGGAAAUACAGGAAAUGCAGGAAAGGCAGGAAAUGCAGAAAAGAUAGGAAAUGCAGGAAAGGCAGGAAAUGCAGGAAAUACAGGAAAGGCAGGAAAGACAGGAAAGGCAGGAAAGGCAGGAAAGGUAGGAAAGGCAGGAAAAACAGGAAAGGUAGGAAAGGCAGGAAAGGAAGAAAAUACAGGAAAGGAAGAAAAUACAGGAAAGUCGGGAAAGGCGGGAAAGGCGGGAAAGGCAUGA
Molecule: messenger RNA, 369 nt
Organism: Psylliodes chrysocephalus
Lineage: Eukaryota; Metazoa; Arthropoda; Insecta; Coleoptera; Chrysomelidae
Source: the annotation of a GenBank genome assembly